This is a messenger RNA of Melospiza melodia melodia, 3071 nucleotides long. RefSeq names its product nuclear receptor subfamily 4 group A member 1 (gene NR4A1). The record is from RefSeq and is a predicted model, not a curated record. Gene Ontology annotation, biological process: cellular response to corticotropin-releasing hormone stimulus; regulation of transcription by RNA polymerase II. Gene Ontology annotation, molecular function: nuclear receptor activity; nuclear glucocorticoid receptor binding; RNA polymerase II cis-regulatory region sequence-specific DNA binding. Gene Ontology annotation, cellular component: nucleus; transcription regulator complex. The transcript is spliced from 6 exons. NCBI's taxonomy places the organism in Eukaryota, Metazoa, Chordata, Aves, Passeriformes, Passerellidae. Bases 71 to 1879 code for a protein of 602 amino acids.
GCCCGGCGGAGCCCGCGGAGCGGCCGUGGCAGGAGCACGAACCGGAGCGCCGCCGCGCCGGCACCCGGAGAUGCCCUGCAUCCAGGCCCAGUGCAGCACCACGGGCGCCGGCCCCUGCGAGCGCUGCCCGGCCGAGCUGCUCAGCCCCGAGGGCGGCCGAUUCCCCAUGGAAGUGGCCGGAGCCGAUCUGGCGGCCGCCGCUCCAGCCCUGCCCAGCUUCAGCACCUUCAUGGACGGCUACGCCGGCGAGUUCGACGCCUUCCUCUACCAGCUGCCCGCCAGCGGCCAGCCCAGCGCCGCCACCGCCUUCAAGCUGGAGGAUUUCCAGGUGUACGGCUGCUACCCCAGCGCUUUUGGGGGGCAGCCGGACGAGACCCUGUCCUCCAGCGGCUCGGACUGCUACGGGAGCCCCUGCUCCAUCCCCUCGCCCGCCACGCCCGGCUUCCAGCCCCCGCCGGCCGCGGCAUGGGAGGGCUCCUUCGGGCCGUACUCGCCGCUGCCGAACUACGAGGCCGGGCAGCCCUGGGCUGAGCCAGCCAAGAGUGGGGGGUCUCAGCCUCCCUUUUUCGCCUUCAGCCCCCCGGCGCCCAGCCCUGCUGGCUCCCCGGCGACCCUCAAGGGGCAGCUGGGCCCCUCGCCCCGUGUGGACCCGCGGCUGCUGGACACGGACGCGUUUCCCCCGAGCCAGGGGGGUCCCAGGGGGUUCGGGGGGCUGCCCUUGGCUCCCAGCUCGCCGCUGCUGGAGGGGCCCAGCAAGGUGCGCAGCCCCGGGGCGGGCGAGGGGCGCUGCGCCGUCUGCGGGGACAACGCGUCGUGCCAGCACUACGGCGUGCGCACCUGCGAGGGCUGCAAGGGAUUCUUCAAGCGCACAGUGCAGAAGAACGCCAAGUACAUCUGCCUGGCCAACAAGGACUGCCCUGUGGACAAGCGGCGCAGGAACCGCUGCCAGUUCUGCCGCUUCCAGAAGUGCCUGGCCGUGGGCAUGGUCAAAGAAGUGGUCCGGACCGACAGCCUGAAGGGGAGGCGGGGCCGGCUGCCCUCCAAGCCCAAGCAGCCGCCGGAUGCGUCCCCCGUCAGCCUCAUCACCUCGCUGGUGCGGGCUCACAUCGACUCCAUCCCCAGUGCCACCAAGCUCGACUACUCCAAGUUCCAGGAGUCAGCCCCGUGCCCGUUUGAGAAGGAGGACUCGGUGGACGUGCAGCAGUUCUACGACCUCCUCACCGGCUCCAUGGACGUCAUCCGCAAGUGGGCCGAGAAGAUCCAGGGCUUCAGCGAGCUGCCCAAGGAGGACCAGGACCUCCUGCUGGAGUCAGCCUUCCUGGAGCUCUUCAUCCUUCGCCUGGCGUACCGCUCCAAGCCAGAGGAAGGCAAACUCAUCUUCUGCAACGGCGUGGUGCUGCACCGGCAGCAGUGCGUGCGCGGCUUCGGCGAGUGGAUCGACGCCAUCCUCGAGUUCUCCCAGAGCCUGCACCGCAUGAGCGUCGAUGUCCCCUCCUUCUCCUGCCUCGCCGCCCUCGUCAUCAUCACAGGUGAGAUCCUCCCAGCUCCAGGCUUGUCGCUGUCCCCAUCGCCACCUGGCGUCUGUCCCCGCCGUCCCUCCCACACGCUGUCUGUCCCCGCAGACCGGCACGGCCUGAAGGAGCCCAAGCGGGUGGAGGAGCUGCAGAACCGCAUCGUGGGCUGCCUCAAGGACCACGUGGCGGCAGCAGGGCCCGAGCCCGGCCGCUCCAGCUGCCUCUCCAAGCUGCUGGGCAAGCUGCCCGAGCUGCGCAGCCUCUGCACCCAGGGCCUCCAGCGCAUCUUCUACCUCAAGCUGGAGGAUCUGGUGCCGCCGCCACCCAUCGUGGACAAGAUCUUCAUGGACACUCUGCCUUUCUGAGUCCCCGGCAAGGGGCUGCCAUGAGCCCCUGACCUGCCUGGGGACAUCUGGGACCCGCCCUGGGUAACCCUGGUUCAGUCCAAGGAUGCCUGGGAACCCUCUGGGCAUCCCUGGGAUGCCUGGAACAUCCCCUGGGUACCCCUAGAUCAGCCCUGGGAUGUCUGGGACCCUCCCUGGGUGACCCCCAGAAUGCCCAAAAACCACCUGGGGUAUCCCUGGAUCACUCCCGGGACGCCUGGAACCUGCCCUGGUCACUCCUGGAUCAGUUCUGGGAUGCCCAGGACGCCCCUGUGGACUCCUGAACGACCUCUGGGACACCUGGGACCCCCCCCCAGGCCAUUCCCAAGAUUCCAUGCAUACCCCUGGAUCACCCCCAGAACCCCUGGAACCCCCUCCUGGGUCAUCCACAGGAUGUCUGGCACCCCCUGGGCACCCCAAAUCGCUCCUGGGAUGCCUGGGACCACCCCUGCAUCACUCCAGGGAUGCCCGGGAUCACUCCCAGGAUAUCUGGAACAUCCCCUGGGUACCCCUAGAUCAGCCCUGGGAUGUUUGGGACGCCCCCUGGGUGACCCUCAGAAUGCCCAAAAACCACCUGGGCAUCCCUGGAUCACUCCUAGGAUGCCUGGAGCCCCCUCCUGGGUCAUCCACAGGAUGCCUGGCACCCCCUGGGCACCCCUAGGUCGCUCCUGGGAUGCCUGGGACCACCCCUGCUUCACUCCAGGAAUGUCUGGGAUCCCCUGGAUCACCCCCAGAACCCCUGGAACCCCCUCCUGGGUCAUCCACAGGAUGUCUGGCACCCCCUGGGCACCCCUAGGUCGCUCCUGGGAUCCCUGGGACCACCCCUGCAUCACUCCAGGGAUCCCUUGGGUCACUCCCAGGAUAUCUGGGUCCCCCCCUCAGAUGCCUGAGUCUUCUUGGGGGCACUUUUUGGGGUGCCCCACGUGCCUUCACGGCUCAGGGCGCUGCCUCCCAGCAGCCCCGGUGCCGUCUUCCCCGGGGGCAUCGCCGGCGCGGUGCCCUCCUCCCCUGUAAAAACGCCCCUGAUGUAAAUAGCGCCGGCCGGGUCCUGUACAGAGCGGGGGGCAUGAGCGAGGAGUGGCUCCGGCCCCCUCAACCCCCCCUUUAUAUAUAUUUUUCUGAUUUUCCCUCUUUUUGGCCAUUUUCUGUAUAUAAACUUGUCCGUACAGUGAGA